CGGCAGCAGGGCCCCGACGUAGCGUGGCGGCGCGGCAGCCCGGUCCCGCGGGCGGAGGAUGGCGUGUCGCGGCGCCUGCUGCUGCUCCAGCGCGGGUCGCCUCAACGCGGACAACGCGCGCUUCCUCCUGCUGGCGGUGCUGAUCGUGCUGUACAUGCUGUGCGGCGCCGCCGUCUUCUCGGCCAUCGAGCUGCCCACGGAGCGGGAGGCUAAGGAGCGCUGGGAGGAACGCCUGGAGAACUUCACCCGGCGCCACAACCUCAGCCGUGCCGAGCUCCGGCACUUCCUCCGGGAAUACGAGGAGGCGAGCGUGGCCGGCAUCCGUGUCGAUGAUAUCCGACCCCGAUGGGAUUUCACCGGCGCUUUCUACUUCGUGGGCACCGUCGUUUCUACUAUCGGGUUUGGUAUGACCACCCCAGCCACCGUUGGAGGCAAAAUUUUUCUGAUAUUUUACGGCCUUAUAGGAUGUGCAGGGACCAUUUUGUUCUUUAACCUGUUCCUGGAGCGCUUGAUCACUGUCAUAGCUUACGUCAUGAAGUCCUGCCACGAAAGACAGCUGAGGAGGAAAGGGGUUCUCCCUCACAACAGCCGGCGGGGCUCAGGGACCUCUGAGGUGGACAGCCUGGCGGGCUGGAAGCCCUCUGUGUACUAUGUUAUGCUGAUUUUAUGUGUAGCAUCCCUCAUAAUUUCCUGCUGUGCCUCUGCAAUGUACACACCGAUUGAAGGGUGGAGUUACUUUGACUCACUUUACUUCUGCUUUGUGGCCUUCAGCACCAUUGGUUUUGGUGAUCUGGUCAGUAGCCAGAACGUCAGGUAUGACAGCCAAGGCCUUUACCGCUUUGGCAACUUUGUCUUCAUACUCAUGGGGGUGUGCUGCAUCUAUUCCUUAUUUAAUGUGAUCUCUAUUGUCAUCAAGCAGUCCAUAAACUGGAUAUUAAAGAAGUUGGCCUGCAAGUGCUGCCACAGAUGCCAAAGAAGAUUAUUUCGUUCACGGAGGAAUGUGGUAAUGCCAGGAAAUGUGCGCAGCCGGAGAAACAUCUCCAUUGAGACUGAUGCUGUCAAUGAGAGUGACACAGACGGACGCCGUCUGUCAGGAGAGAUGAUCUCCAUGAAAGACUUUCUGGCCUCCAAUAAAGUCUCACUGGCCAUCAUGCAGAAACAGCUGUCAGAAACUGCUAAUGGGUAUCCAAGGCAAAUGAGCUCUAAUUCGAAGCAAAAUGGAUUCUCCGGUGGAGUUGGAGCCCUAGCAAUUAUGAAUAACAGACUGGCAGAGACAAGUGUGGAUAGAUAAAAUAGCAACAGUAAUAGCAGUGAAACAGUGUGAACCAUUUCAACAGGUAUUGAAACAAGGUGAAUCAAGUGAAAUAGCUAGGGAGAGCGCACCACCAGAGGGUGGGAUGAUGUGAAGAGCAUACCUCCUGAUGAAAGACCUCUUGACUUUUUGGGGGGCUUUCACUUAAUGUUUUUGCAUUGUACCAGUCCUGGCCUUCCUUCUUUCCCAUAUUUCUGCUCCUCAAGCAGUUUACUGCAGGAGGAUUUUAAUUUAGCCUUCAGAUAAAAUUUCUAUGUCCUGUUCUUCCCCAGUAUGUGACAUACAGAUUUCAGGAUAAGAAAUCUGAGGGAUGGGAAGAAACCAAGUGUGUGUGCUGAACACAUUCUUAAUUCACAGAUUGUUUGGAGCUUUCUGUCUUACUUUCAUUCCUGUUUCCUGGAAGUGACUUAUCUGAGACCAAAAAAUGAAUCAGUCUUUAUGAUACUGCAGAUCUAAUUUAAUGGAAAAUAGUAUGCAAGUUGGCAGGUAUAUUCUGGAGGUAUUGUAAUGUGAAUGGGGAGAGAAUUUUGCCUUUAGAAUUUAUUUAGUCUUUCAUAUAAGAGGAUACUGUCAAAAGUGAUAGAAUAAAAAAUUAUCCUACUUUUGUUUCCUUUUCUUCAUUUUCAAAAUAUGAUUCUUUUCCAAGGAUAGUUUUUAUUCUAGAAUUGAAUCACUAUGGCUUUCUGUUUCAAAAAUAUCAAAUUAAAUUGAAAAUUGACUUACUGAUGAGUGGUACGAAUUAUUCCACAAUAGCAAUCAAAGACUUUCCAAAUUUUUGUUCCUAUUUGCCUCAAUUGUGACUGAAUAUUCAGCAUUGUGUAAUGCAACUAGUAAUUUAAGUUUACACAACAGGCUUUAGUAUGCAAUUAGAUUGUCAUGUCAGCAUCCAGGGUGUUAUUAUAAAUGACUGUGAUCACAGAAUCACUUUGGCAGUGUCCUUUUUCUCUUUCAUGUAACUCUGUCAUUCUUCAUCUGUUUCUCUGGUUUUCAGUGAUAAUAAUGACAGGGUCUUGAUUAGGGAAAUAGAAAAUGUUUUACCUCCUUGUUUUUCUCAAUGAAAUGCUCUGAGUGUUCAUUAUGACUACAAAGGAAAUUUCAAUGAGAAGAAUAAUAACAGUAAGAAGAUCAUGAAAAGAGGAAAAGAAGUGAUCUUUAAUGACAGUGAAAUCAUAUUUUGUAUUAGUUAGCUAGAGAAAUAAGGGAUUAAAUUAACAUAAAAUCUAGCAAAAAUUUAAGGAUGACUGGGCUGAAUUCCUGAUUCUUCUCUAAACAUGCAGCACAUUAAAGCUAAACAAUAUAUGAGAGUGUAAAUAAGUAGAAUUGUUCACAAAGGACCCCAUCCCCUGGAAAGGAUAGUGUAUGCAUCAGGACAAAAUGUUUUCUCACAGGUGGAAAGCUUUUCAGAAUAUUUCAAUAUUAGGAAAUUUAGAACAUCGUUAUAUAGUUCUCUCAUAAAGAACAAUGCAGAUAGCCUCUCCAGUUUAAUUAGUAUUAGGAAUUUAUAUCAUAGCCUUUUUCUUAAUUCUGGCCUAAAGUUCUUUUACUUACAUUUCUAAUAUUGUAGAAUAACAUUUUUAUACUAAUUUUAUCAAUAUUUGAAUUUGAAAACAAAAGCUUGGAAUCCUUUCAUAUAAUAAACUAACCCCAGAUAUUCAACAAAUGUACCUAACUAGUGAAAAAAUUGCAAGCUCUUUUGACAUUAUUAGGGGUAAAAAUCCUGAUUUAAAGCCAAAUCUUGCUAUUCUUAGUUACAAGGAAAGCUUUAAGCUGAAGUUAUCAGUCCAAAUUCUGAAAUACGUCAACUCAUCUGUGAAGGAAUGGGGUAGUCUUAGCAGAAUCCCUUCAUAUUUGCAUCCAUGUAAAAUCUGAAUCAGCUUCCAAACCCUAACUUCUAUGAGAAAAGCAGUUUUAUUUGUUUUUGAUGGGGGCUUAUGUAUUAGCAGAAAUUGCCACUGAAUUAUUUCAGAUUAAAUUAUAAUACCAAGAUCCAUUACACUGUUGCACUUUUUUUUUCUUUAUUUUUUUUUUAAUCCCAAGACCUUCCUCGUCUCAAUCUUACUGAAUAAAAAUACUUGGCUAUAAAAACAGAGAAGUACUGCUCUGAAGCCUUCUUUCCAAAUUCAUUCAGAAACACCUUUGUUCACUGCCUGUAACCCUAGGAUCUCAUUGUUACCGAUGUAUUCCUCUGCUAGCUAUCAGAAAUAGUAUAGGACUUAACCCACUGCUUUAGCAGUCACUAAGAGGGUCUUCAGAUGGUUUCAAGACAUGAGACGGUUGUGUUGUUCUGUUCCAUUCUUUCUGGUAACCAGCCUUGGUUUCUCAUCACCACAGAGGAAUCUUUGUCAGCUAUUUUCAAUAGGUCUGAAAACAUCUAUGGUUAUGAAAGCAAGGGACUAAUAAAUAGACCUUAUCAAAGAGAUUUGACAAGGCUAUGAGGGAUCUUUGGUGUACGCUAGCUCUGUUUUCAUUGAUCAGCCCUGACCUUCUGCUCACUCAAGCACUGCCUUCUUCAUGACCCAGGUGUCAGGUGCAAGAUCACUUGGCUUUGUGGUUGGAUUUUAUGUCCGCUGAAGAUAACGAGGGAAUCGCUGCACUAAUCAUCUCUAUUCAGAUGUCAAUAGACAGAGAUGAAGGACCAGUAUAUUCUGUCCCUCUGCUAUCUUGUACCACGAUGUCAUUCUGUCCCUAAGAGACCUCUGACUUUGUCACUGAGUUCCCCUUACGGUAGCCACACUCAGCAUUGAAUGAUUUUGCCAAGGAGGCUGUGGAAUUCUUAGAGAAUAUCUGUGGAUAAAUUAGACUUUUAAGAUCAGAGAGAGAAAUUUCUGAAUACAGUCCCAUGGUACUACUACAGUUGUUUUUCUAAAGGCAUUGAAGAGAGAAAUCCCCAAAAAGUUCUGUUCAUAAUGUAGUAUCAAAAUAUUAAAUUUACAAAACAAGUGGAAAUACAAAUGUACACAUACCAAAAAAGAGCAGAAUUUAACAUGGGAGUGACAAAUGCCCAGCCAGUGUGAAAAGUAAAUUACACUAAAAAUACAGAUAGCAUCACAUUUCUCUCAUUUUUAAAGUAGCAAUGAGGAAUUUAAGGAGAUAGCCAGGGAUCUAUUUUCAAAGCUGUGUAAAUUUUAAUGCUGUAUUGCUUAACACUAAAAUCUCAAUCAACAAGACAGAAACAUAUUUUCAAAAGUACUGAGUUUCUCUGUUGCCUGCCAUGAAAUUUCAUGGUGGCUAUUGAGAUAUGAGGGUGAGGUUUUUAAGGCAAAAAUGUUUGGAGGAAAACCAUGGAUGCAUUGAGAUUCUGAAUGUGCACUUUAAAGGGCCAGGAGUACCACUGAAAUCAGUGGGUUAAACUGCAGUUUGCAGCCUGCCAGGCUGAAAAUCUGAAAAUGGAAGUCCGUAAUGGAAUAAUCAGCUGAAAUUUAAACUCAUAGUUGUGCAACUUAAUAAUAUCAUUAUUUAAUAUAACAUAUUGUGUAUAAUUAGUUUACAUUGAAAGGAAAUAUCUAGUGCUAACCAAAAUACAAUCAAAUAAAAGUAGAGGUAGCUCUUAGAGUUUUCUUACUAGUUUAGGUUUUGUAAAAUGUGUGAAUCAGGCACUUUGCUGGUAGGUGGGUGUGAAAGCAGUUACAUUCAUUUAUCUCCAUGAAGGACAUGGGCCUCUUUUUGCAAGGACAUGAAUAGACUCUGCAAAGGCAUUUAAUCCCUGCUGGAAGUAAAUUAACUUCCCACCACACACCGACUUUCAGUAGAAGUCAGGUACUUGAUUCCCUUAGCCGAUUUCAGGACUCCAGCCAUGUAUUAGGUUUUGAAUCUAAGAUGACCUGACAGUGUCCCUGAAAAGUUCAAACAGUUGGAGCAAAGUUUCAGUGCUGCAGCACUCUAAUAGCUGAAUUAAUUUAUCUAAAAGCAUUUUAUGGUGAGAGCUUUGCGUCAACCAAAUAACACAAAGAGUGUUCACAUUUUGUUUGAUUUAAUCUUGGCCUUUGUCAGUAUUAAUUAUAUUUGACACAUUUACAAAUUGAAGAACAAAGAGAAGGUUGGGCUAGGCAUAAAAAAUAAACCAGCUCCAUUUCUCUGACUGAAUUUUUCAAGAGAAAGGGGUCAGGUCGGGAAGAGAGCCUCUUGAUUAACAUUGUAUUUGACUAAAGUUUCUCUGGAGGUGGAGGGUAUGAAGUUGUUUGGAUGACUCCUCUCCAACAGCUGUGGAAGUGGAACUUUUGUGUGACCCCUUGAUGUCCCCACACUGGGAACAGAAUCUCAGUGAGCCUUAGCUUAGAGAAGGGUUAGCAGUUCCAAGCAAUACAGUUGGAAUCUUCUGUUGUUUUAAUUCAGGCUACUAACACUGGGCUAACACAGUGCUUUCUUAGAGUCUUCAAGAAGUAGUAAAAGUUAUUUUAUCUAAUUUAAUGUACAAACUGUGGAGAAUCACCAAGUGUUUUCUUUCCCUUGGGCAGAAAAUACUGCCAAAUACACAAGUACAAUGUGUCUGUUUGAGAAUGUUCAGAGUAGAUUUUUGCUUAAUCCAGGAAAUAAGAAUACAAUCCCUUCCCUACUCCUUAAUUUCCAAAUAUCCACUGGCAACAAUAUCUACACAAUACUCUGCUUAUUGCUUAGAAGGCCACAUUUCACUAGGAAAAUUAAAACCAUUGCUCAUCAAAGUGGACCAACAUUGUCUUAUUUUUUAUUAGAUUUAAGAGAAAAUGUGAAUACAAAGAAUGACACUUCAUGUCCAAGCAGUUAGAAGCUUGUUGAUAUAGACUGUGUUUAUAGAGCUGUUUUAUGUCAAAGCAGACAAAAAUCACCUCACUGCAGACUUUUAAGAACAGAAGUAAGUCUAAGAACAAUCUUGUGGAAUACAUACACUGUUAUAUUUUGUUUUUUUACAGUUUCACUUUGUGUCUUCUGUUUAAUUAUAUGAAAAUAUUUGUGAUAAUAGAAUAAACAUAAAUUUGCAAAGA
Molecule: messenger RNA, 6270 nt
Organism: Parus major (Great Tit)
Lineage: Eukaryota; Metazoa; Chordata; Aves; Passeriformes; Paridae
Gene: KCNK13
Product: potassium two pore domain channel subfamily K member 13
Exons: 2
Coding region: 59-1291 (410 amino acids)
Biological process (GO): potassium ion transmembrane transport; stabilization of membrane potential
Cellular component (GO): membrane
Molecular function (GO): potassium ion leak channel activity
Source: RefSeq, a predicted model, not a curated record